GUGUGUGUGCGUGCGUGCGUGCGUAAACAAGGAUGCCGGCAGCUCUCCUGCCGAAGUCUCCUUGUUCUGACUGACAAGUUGAGACAGACGUGAAGGUGUGGCGGCAGUCAUGAGGAGGAAGUCUCUCCGUACCUUGUAAGUGUCACGAGAGGAAACUUUACGAGUCUUGUCCUGAGUGGGACAGUGUUGUAGGAGGACAGAGAGGUUCGAGUCCGCGCGGUACGCUCAGUCUAGAACUGGAGCGUCGCAGGUUGGAUUUCGCUGUUUUUUGGGGACCUACAAAUUGGCAUUGCUGGAUCUCGAACCCUUGAGGUUAUGUUGCUCAUGAGAUCUGGAGGAAUCGAACUACCUGCCAUGGAGUAAGAGUAAUAACUGCUGGACGAAGAGCAGGCUGAACUUCACUGCAGCUCUCAUCUCUUCUCAACCCGUUCCCCUCAUCUCUGGCCUGCCUUUUUCCUGCCAUAUCCCAUCACUUCUUAAACAGCUACCAUGCGUAGAUUCAGCUCAGAAGGGUCACUCCUUGAUCUGGACUUCUUCCCAUGGAAGAGGGUGGCACUGAAGACCUCAGAUCAUGGGAAGAACCCGGAGUCUGGCACCUACACACCUCACAUGGAGGAAGAUGAGCUGGACGGGAGGUCGAACCACCCGACCCCAGCCAUCCGGGAGCCUAGAGCCAGUCCGGCGGGCAGGAAGGGGUUAAUCAAGGAGCACAGCAUCAGUGCAGAGAACCUGAGCCAGCUGGAGAAAAUGGACAAGAACCACCUUGGAGUGUGUGUGAUCAGUGAAGGCUGCCGGGCCUACAGUGACGGCCAGCUGGUUCCGGCUGCCCAGGGCAGCACGGAGAGCAUGGAGAGAGACGAUCUGAAUCCCUCGUCUCCUUCUACUUCCUCCAACCCCUUCAAAUUCCACCACCGGCACCAGCACAAACCCAAACUAUCAGCUGCUAAGCUGCACCUCAAGAGUCUGUUUGGGCAGAGCCCUACUUCCUCAAACUCCAACCUGUCCAACACAGAACAGAGAGACAGUGCCACAGAGAAGAGGUCUCGCCUGCUCUUCAUGCGUCAGUGGAGUCAAGUGGGCCACGGUAAGAAGAGGAAGUUCAGUCAAGAAGAGCUGGGGAAAUGGGCGGAGUCCCUGAAUGACCUGCUGCUCAGCCAAACUGGUGUGUCAGUGUUUGGAGCAUUCCUGCGCUCUGAGUUCAGCGAGGAGAAUCUGCAGUUCUAUCUGGCCUGUGAGCAGUACAAACACUCGUCCAACAACUUCAGCCUGCAGAGGAGAGCCAAGGAUAUCUGCACCACCUACAUCCAGCCAGGGGCCCCCCGGGAGGUGAACCUGGACAGUAAGACCAGAGACCUGACCGUCCAGCUGCUGCAGGCUCCCUCUCACACCUCUCUGUCCCACGCACAGAAACGCAUCUACUCGCUCCUGGACACAGACUGUUAUCCCCGCUUCCUCCAGUCCGACGUCUACCUCUCCUUACUGCGAGACGCUGACUAGACGCCACAUGGACUCAGCAGGAGCGACAGAGGCUUCCUGGAAUUCCUAAACAUUGUAGAACUAAAUAUUUCUUCAAAAGAUUGAGCUGCUGCGUAGGUUGUGAUGUUAGUGUAAAAAAAUAAUGUUUGUAGAAAUGUAAGUCAGUUAAAUGAGUAUAUUCGUUCUUCAGGAGAGUGAGAUGUCCACAUAAAUAUUAUUAUUUCAUGCCUCUGUGUUUCCCCCCACUCCCAGUCUUUAUCUUAUGGUAAACUAAGCUAACCAAAUCCUGACUCCACUUCUGUAAUUAUCACACAGACAUGAGAUUAAUAAAUAAAAAAAGUGGUAUAAAAUAAGCAAAUUUUUCCCAAAUAAUUAAUUAUUCCUUUAUUUGGCUUCUUGUUGGCCCUGAGAAUGUGAAAAGCAUAGAUGAGGUUUUUUUUGUUUCCCUCACUUGAGCCGUGAAACUACCCAGCUCUCAUUUUUAAUCAUUAACAUCGUCCCUGUUAGCAGCUAAUGUUCCCACGGUUCAACAAGCCCAGUCUGAGUUCUCUCUGCUGGCGGGAAGGAAAAACCAGCUCAGCAAGAACUAGCUCUUCGCUGGAAAAGGUCAAAGUACUAUUUGAGUUACUUAAAUGGCAAAAGAUGAGAAACCUGAGCAAAUUGACUCCGACAAGUAAAAUGAGUACGCAGCUACAGGGAAGUUGAGUUCAGUCUGCUUCUAAAUGCUGCUGUGCUCCAUUGUUCAAACAAAGACAAACUACUCACACAAUAGCC
This is a messenger RNA of Anoplopoma fimbria (sablefish), 2250 nucleotides long. RefSeq names its product regulator of G-protein signaling 2. The coding region runs from base 490 to 1497 and encodes 335 amino acids. The transcript has 6 exons. The record is from RefSeq and is a predicted model, not a curated record. NCBI's taxonomy places the organism in Eukaryota, Metazoa, Chordata, Actinopteri, Perciformes, Anoplopomatidae.